Molecule: messenger RNA, 555 nt
Organism: Dibothriocephalus latus
Lineage: Eukaryota; Metazoa; Platyhelminthes; Cestoda; Diphyllobothriidea; Diphyllobothriidae
Source: the annotation of a GenBank genome assembly
AAUAAACUCGAUUCUGUCACAUGCAUAGCUCUGGCAUGUCCUUCAAUAGAAUACCUCGAUCUAAGUCAAAAUCUGGUGCAGAACGUCGAUGAAAUUUUGGUGAGUCUCUUCGAGUUUAUUUCGUGUGAUGGAAUAGAACUGAAGGAGUUCAAGAUACAGGAUAAUCCACUGGAUUUUUCGACCACAAACUAUGAUUUAAAAUCCUUUAUGAGAGAGAUCCAGGAAAAAUUCCUCACUGCUCAGCACGACCAGCUCACGAUGAGUGAUAAAACAGAACCAAAGAAAAAGGUGUUUACUCUGGAUGAUGUCGGCCAAGAAAUAGUAGGUGCAAUGGAAGACCAAUUCACAACAUUGAGCGCGCUGGCCGACAUCUAUAACACGAGGAUAUCUGAACGUUAUACACGACUCAAAGAAACCUUUACAGGCAUCCCGGCACCAAAUCCAUGGAGCACUGAAGUCGAGCUCAAUGCUGACGAGGAGGACGAGAUGGCCAGUGAGAAAACAAAAGGCCGUCAGAAUGCCAGGUAUUCUGUUCCACCCCCUUCAACAGCAUAA